AUUACUCUCUCACACAGCUUGCAAGCGUAUCCAUUCUUUUCACAGUCUGCAUCGUACUCCUCAUUGGUAGCAAGCAAGUAUGUGGUGGCAACCAUCAGCCUCCUUCGCAUGCGGCUGGGAUUGCACCACCGCGGGGCAGCGAGUGUGCGUCUUAGUGACAAAAACCGUUGUCGUCCACCAACGCCCUUGAAACGCCACACUCAACGGCCGUACCACUCCGCAGGUGACCGGAACCCCACCAUGCCAGUUUCCCUCCCCUCCUUGCAUACCCUCUACAAAGGCCGGGAGCGGGAGUAGAGAAAACACACACUAUGUAAUCAUGACUCUUUUCCCAGCUGCUGAGGGCCCAUCUAGUGCAUAACCAGCAAAGAAGAAGUAUGUCACCGAGGGGGGACGUGGCGGGCAUCACGAGAUGAAUACGGACGCAUUUCUUCUUCUUCCUGCCCGCCCAGUCCAUCCCCGGGAUACCCAGCUACUGAACACGAACAUCACAGCCCCCUCCAUCACAACAGCCACCUCGCCCUGGAAAAUACCAGCCACAUACACACCCCACCCACCGCGCCCAACAAACAAACUCAUAGCCCCUCAACACACAAAGUCUCGUAUGCAAAGACGAAGUCGACGCAAGCAUGACUCCAUGCAAGUCACCUCGCCCCCCGGGAGGUUGGGUCCGCCCAUGCAGAAACGUAUCCUCUCCCCCUACCGUUACGCUGGGAAUACGCGACAUCGCUGAACAAGUAAAGUCCCGCCGUUGAUGAGCCGCGAAAAGCAAGUGUGGGAGAAAGGGGGAGGUGGCUGUGUUUGGUAGAUGGAGGUAAGAUGCGGAUUUUGUCGGUGAGUACGCGUUGGCAAAGGGGGAUGCGAGUCUUCGC
Dothidotthia symphoricarpi CBS 119687 is the source of this 872-nucleotide messenger RNA. RefSeq lists its product as uncharacterized. The record is from RefSeq and is a predicted model, not a curated record. The transcript has a single exon. NCBI's taxonomy places the organism in Eukaryota, Fungi, Ascomycota, Dothideomycetes, Pleosporales, Dothidotthiaceae. The coding region runs from base 413 to 733 and encodes 106 amino acids.